This is a messenger RNA of Seminavis robusta, 1524 nucleotides long. The record is from the annotation of a GenBank genome assembly. Lineage: Eukaryota; Bacillariophyta; Bacillariophyceae; Naviculales; Naviculaceae.
UCAUUUUUCUUCGUUUGAUCGCUCUCUCAGCUCUCACGUCACAUCGACAGCUACCGGUAGCUUACAUUUGAUUGACCAUGAUGAACCUCUGAAACAACUACUACGCGUAGUACUUGAGCGACAAUCAUAAUGAAAUUCACUAUACCAAGUGCUGCCAGCUUCCUGUGGCUCAGCUUGCUAGUAGGUUUGACCACUCGAUACCGUGAUGGAUUGGCGGCAGCAGCCUCGGCUUCGAACCCACAACUAGACCUUCUGACUCCUGAUGUCAAGGCGUUGGUUUCACAGAUUGCAGCACUAAGAGCAACGAAUGAAGAGCAGCAUGCAGAUCUGUGGCGAAGACUGGGAAAGACACAGUUGGAUGCACGAGAGUAUGGCGAGGCACGUCGGAUAUUUUGUCGGGGCUCGGAACUCUGUCCCAGCGAUGAGAAACUCCGCCAUCAUGUAAAAGUAUAUGAUACCUUCCAAGGUGAAGCAGAGUUUUUGGAGGAAACAUCAAGUACCGGUAAUUCGGUAGUACCACAGCCAUUAGAAAUAAAACCGACCGUGGCCGGCAAACCAGAUUUAAUCCUCAGCUUGGAUGUACCGAGGGAAGCCAUUCCUUUGGCUAUCAAACGGUGGAAAGGCAAGAUUCCUCCAGAGGACAGGUGCAGACUCAUUCAUGCUUCUACAGAACCUAUUCUGUCACGAGAUGCUUGCCAAUAUCUAAUUCAAUCCGCACUGGAAACUGUCAAACAUCGAGGGUGGACCAAGGACCGUCAUGUGCAGGCGCCCACUUGCGACAUUCCCGUGUUUGAUCUGCCAGUAGCCGCCAAGCAGUGGUGCCGUCAUGCCAUGAAACAAUCACUGUUGCCACUGCUUGCCACCACGGUUGCCCCGGAGCUCGACAUUGAUCCAAACGAUCUACACAUUCAAGAUUGUUUCAUUGUCAGAUAUGACGGUGGUGGCGAGGAGAGCGGUCCAGGCUUUGAUUCCUUGCGACCUCAUGAAGACGAAUCACUACUUUCCUUGACUAUUGCACUCAAUGAUCAAUCCGAGUAUAAUGGCGGCGGCUUGUACAUUCACUCCACUGGAGAUUUAUUGAAUGGGGAUGCUGGAACUGUACUGUGUUUUGCCGGACAACUGGUCCAUGGCGGAUAUCCUGUCGUACAAGGGACACGAUGGAUCUUGACAGUAUUCUUAUACGUUGACGCCAAUGAAUCGGGAAAGCCUGUUGGGUACACAUUGGAUGCUCUCCAGGCGUUACAACAGAAAUGAAAACGGACAACGACGACAAUUCACGAAUAUCCAAGCUGCCUCUACAAAGAACAGACCUUCCCUGUUGCGCGUAGAUGGUAUGGUAUCCUUCACUCCGAGACUUGCAGUCAUGGUCGUAACGAUCCCGGACAUUACCACUUGUUUGAACGCUCGUCCAUGUGACCUGUAUGUGGGCCGUGUUCUGUUGACAUAUCAGGAAACAUAUCACUCAUCUGGAUAACUAAGCUAAUACCUACCGUAGCUCCUCGUGACGUAUGGUAUAUUCCCUCU